AGGGAAAAGGCUAUAGGCCACAGCAGACGAUGCAGCUUAAUGCCAAGUUGAGCCACCAGGUGCCAUGGUCGCGUGCUAUUCCUCUUCCAGUGCAGCUAGACCACGUGAAAGACCAGGCUGCUUAGCUUAAUCCCCUCAUCAUCCUUCGACUUGCCCAACGUCCAUCUUAGAAAUUUUCUUGUCGACUUGUCGACUUUCGAGGCGGCAUACGUUUUGGGGCCUAACUUCAAGCCAAAUCGGAAGUCCCCUCAGUUUGUUUCUCAUCACCAAACGAGGAGCCAGACAGUCGCCCCUUGACUCCAGUAUCCCGUCGAUCGGAGAACUCGAGUCGUACCACUCAUAUAUUACAUGACACGUCGUGAUGUUUGAGCGUCGCGCCGCGGACCGUUACCGGCUGCGGAUGCACCGUGCCCGCACAGUCGCGCUAACUUCGGAUGAGAUUGUCGAAGUACGAGCAGCGCAGCGGACUUUCGAAGGCGCCUACAUCCGUACAGCUUUAUCCCAAUUCUCUUUCGCCCUGGUGGUAUUGAAGAUCUUCACUAGCGAGUUCUAUAGCACUGGAGCGCUUUUCGCCAUCUACGGCACGGGCGUGCUUAUCAUCGGACUCUUCCGUCGUCAACAAGGCAACCGGCAAUUCUUUUCCGAGAUAGGAGAGGAUGGCAUUCGUCACAAGUUCAGAACUAGUGGAAAUGCCGUGGUGGUGUUGACGGCCCUUAGCAUUGCCGCCUACGCGACCCUUAUCGCGCUGACUGUGAGGCUGGACAAAUAGGCGGUCACGCCUCGCCAAGACACUUCAGGCAGUAAGUCUACAACCUCACGGCGUACCUGCCAAGUACAUGCAGAAUGCGACGGGCUCAUCCCAGGCUUCUCGUUUCCUGCUCCAAGUGCAGUCGAGAGACGUGGCACGCGGGUGUGCCGAGCCGACUUCCGCCAACAUCAAGCCAUAUCGACAUUCCAGCGCAAAGUUGAGGGGUGGCCCGACAGGGAUAAGCUUGCAACACGAAUAGAGCAUUACCGCCUUCAGCCACCCGAACUGGCAGCCUCACUGUCUAGGAUCAUCAUGUUGUCUAUGCUCGAACCAUUGCCUGCACUGCUCUCAAUCCGUUACACGGUCCUCUAUGUCGCUGAUACGGGAGACGAUUACCG
Molecule: messenger RNA, 1146 nt
Organism: Aspergillus eucalypticola CBS 122712
Lineage: Eukaryota; Fungi; Ascomycota; Eurotiomycetes; Eurotiales; Aspergillaceae
Exons: 3
Coding region: 362-769 (135 amino acids)
Source: RefSeq, a predicted model, not a curated record